Molecule: messenger RNA, 2484 nt
Organism: Guillardia theta CCMP2712
Lineage: Eukaryota; Cryptophyceae; Pyrenomonadales; Geminigeraceae
Exons: 3
Coding region: 1-2484 (827 amino acids)
Biological process (GO): error-prone translesion synthesis
Cellular component (GO): nucleus
Molecular function (GO): DNA-directed DNA polymerase activity
Source: RefSeq, a predicted model, not a curated record
AUGGAGGGAACGACUUCUUGCUCUCCGGAACUGAGUGAUCCCCUUGAAGUUCCGAUGGCACAAAUCGCAUCCUCGUCAACCUCGAAAGAGAAUGUCAUUUCUCUCCUUCAUGAACACACUGCGAGUGAGAGGAGGAACCGGGAAGGAGCAAGAGCUGGCGCGCUCAGGAUCAGACCAUGGCAUGAAGAGGAGAAGCAGGAACAGGGCCGCGGGGAGCAGGAGCAGGAGCAGGAGCAGGAGCAGGAGCAGGAGCAGGAGCAGGAGCAGGAGCAGGAGCAGGAGCAGGAGCAGGAUAGGCUGCGGCGGAAGUAUCGCCAACAGGAUCUGAGGGACGGGGAGGAGGAGGAACAGGUGGAGCGGCCGGAAGCAGAGGAGACGGCUCGUUGCUGGUUGAGGAUACAUGGACAGAGUGAAGACAGACUUGGGCAAGAGCCCUUCUGCUCGGCGAAAUGGAAGCGGCAGCAACGGGGAUGGGAGGAGGAGGAGCACCAGCACCAGCACCAGCACCAGCACCAGCACCAGCACCAGCACCAGCACCAGCACCAGCACCAGCACCAGCACCAGCACCAGCACCAGCACCAGCACCAGCUCUCAGGCAGCAGGAAGGGCGAGGAUGCAAUGUUUGUCGGCAAUGAGAAGCUGAGGAGGAGGAGUGAGAGAUCCGGAAAGGAGGAGGAGGAGAAUGCUGUCGUGAACACAAAGAUGCAAGAUUCAAGUGGGGAGCAGGAGCAGCAGGAGCAGGAGCAGGAGCAGGAACAGGAGCAGGAGCAGGAGCAGGAGCAGGAGCAGGAGCAGGAGCAGGAGCAGGAGCAGGAGCAAGAGCAGGAGCAGGAGGAGCAGGAUGUUUCGAACAUCAUGCAUUCUGGACGAGGGUGGUCCCAACAACAGAAUUCUACAAAUCUUUCCACGGGAGGAGGGAGAGGAUGGGACGAAAGUCGGUGGCAAAGAAAUCGCGGCGGAGAAAGCGGGGAUGGAGCAGGAGCAGGAGCAGGAGCAGGGCAACGGAACGGAGGAGCAGAGCGACUGAGAGGCAGAAGGAAUGAAGGCGGGGGAACACAGGGAGGAGUAGACAGGAAGGGGGGGAAAGAAGGACCCGCAGGACCCGGAGGCAGGAAAGGGAGGACGGAGGAGGAGGAUGAAGGAGCAGGAGGGGCAGAGGAGGCAGGACAGGAAGCAGCAAGUUGUGGAGUAGGAGCUGGAGGAUGGGGCGUACAAGAAGAAGAAAUGAGGAAUGGUCUGACAGGAAGCAGGUUGAAGAGAGGAGGCGGACAAGAUUUGUAUCUGGAAAGUUGUGAAGGAGCAGGAGCAGGAGCAGGAGCAGGAGCAGGAGCAGGAGCAGGAGCAGGAGCAGGAGCAGGAGCAGGAGCAGGAGCAGGAGCAGGAGCAGGAGCAGGAGCAGGAGCAGGAGCAGGAGGAAAUGAAUAUCGAGGAAAAGAAGGAGCAGAAGCAGGGCCGGGAGGAAGAACAGGAGGAGCCGGAGCCGGAGCAAGAGCUGGAACGGGUGCGGGUGCGGGACCGGGAGCAAGGGCGGGAGCGGCAGCGGGAGUUGGAGCUGGAGAUGAUACAGGCGGGAGAAGGAGGGCAGUGGUGAUGUGUAUGGACUGCGGCGGAGAAUUUCGAUUUGCAAGAAGUUGGAAGGAGUGGGAGAAAAUCAGAUGUAUAUUCUGCUCGGAGAUGAUGAAAGACAGGGAGGAAGUGGACGAGGAGGAGUGUUUGAAUGCAAAGAGCGGCUGGUAUGUACCAGGACAAGGACGUCAUGAAAAUGAAAGUGGAGAGCAGCAGAAGCAGCAGCAGCAGCAGCAGCAACUCCAACAAAUUCAGCAAGGCGCAGGAAAGGGAGGAAUUGGUUUACAGCAACAGCAUUGUUCGAUUGUAUCUUCGACGUUUGCGGAUUGCAAACAAGAAGAAAUUGAGGGAGAGAGAGAAGGAAGGGGGAACGAGGAGGAGACCAUGUUGGGCAAUGGAGCUGAGUUGAAGAAGGGGAAGGAGGAGGAGGAGGAGCAGCAGCAGCAGCAGCAGCAGCACAACCACCACCACCAACAACAACAACGGGAGCAGCAGGAGAAGGCAAGUGGUAACGUGAAGGAAAGGGACUGGGGACUGGAGCAGCAGGCCGUACAGGAGGAGGAAGUGAGAGGUCGAAUUCUUCUGCAAGCUGGACUACCUUGUCGGUCGAAUCCAACAGAGCAGGAGGAGCACCAGCACCAGCACCAGCUGGAGUUAGAGGAGGAGCAGGAGCAGGAGCAGGAGCAGGAGCAGGAGCAGGAGCAGGAGCAGGAGCUAGAAGAGCAGAGCUUUCCGCAUCCAGGGCAAGAGACGACUUUCGUCCUCUUCUCCGUUGCAGACUGGAUUCGUCAGCCCAAGUUUUCUCUCCCCGACUUGUCUCUCAGCAAGGGAGUUGUCACUGCCGUCAGGUCCCGCAUCCUUCGACGUCAGCUCGGCCACCCGGCUCUAGAGCCUCUGAGCCACCCAGCUAGCAACUAG